GGUAAAAGCAUCUACGUCCAUUUGUUGUGUUCUAGAUGAGCUGUGCGUGUGGGUUGGGAGUUGCUGCUGUUUAAUGUGCCGUACCAUCAUAUUAAACCCAGUGAAACCUUAAUCGCACAAUACAAUGUCUGUUGGUAAACUAAUAGGCUGUACGUGAAUGGGGAGAGACAUGAUUAUGAGAUUGAGAAGGAAUGGAAAGGAGCUGGAGUUUUUAAAUUUUUAUUUUAGCAGGUAAGGCCUACUGGGCUAUAAUAUAUUUUUCAGAAGCGACCUGGCCACAAAUGACAGCUCUACUGAGUGGCUUAUCACAUGGAAAUUUAUAGCAACUAAAUACUUUUAAGUCCUGUUUCUAAGUGUAGAGUGAAUAACCGGAGGACCCGGAGAAAAAUCCACACGAUCACGGGGAGAACAUGCAAACUCUAAAUAUACAGGUGUCAGGAUCAGGAUCGAAUCCAUGACCUCCUGUAUUCCAGGCCAGGUAAUUAAUAUAUCGCCACCGUGGUGAGUUGAACAGGUGAGGGAAAUAAGUAAAACUCUGCUGUAGUAAAGUAAUAUUUUUGCAAAAGUGACAAAUCAGAAGACAGUGUCCACAGCCAAGGAAAUGGAGUUACAGACAAUUAGAGCAGUACAGGGAGAAGGGGUCAGUUCCCAUUGAGUGAUUGUUGUUGUUUAUAAAAGCCUUAAUGUGUUGGGAACAGUGGGCAAAUAGCUAUGGUUUACUUAAUAUAAUUGGCAGAAAAAUAUGGCAAUUAACACAUCUGUUGAAUAUCAUUGUCCGUAAUACCAAUUGUCUUGCUGUCAUGCAUUUGUGAAUCUCAGUGGUAUGAUAAUAAUGUGUAUGAACUCGGAAGGCAUUGGAGUUAAGUGUAAUAUUAUAUUUUGUUAAUAUGAAUAUAAAACCUUAAGGAAUGGCAGUAUGUACCUGCACAACAGAAUAAUUGUGCGUGAUGCCACAUUGCUUACAAUAUUCAAAUUCUAACAUCUGGUAUUUUGUCCUAAGCACAAGGCACGGACAUUCGUGCAAUUUUAUAAAUUUUCGUACGUUUCUUAGACUUGAUGACACACGCAAAUCGAAAUAAUGAACACUUAAUGUGUUAUCAAUACGCUACACAGCUAACUGAAUUAUUAAACAACGAUUUGUAAGUAAAUUUAGUAAACGUGUUGGUUAAUGCUCUCGAAAGGCCCCCCCCCUUGCAGCGGCGUAAACACCGCCCUUGGUAAAAGCCACACAAAAUUCCCAGGUGAGAAAGAGGGGUGGUGUUUUUUUUCCGUGACGAGCUUUCGACAGGGCUGCCACACACCACCGCCUUGCGGGAUCACUCGCAAACAAAAAACGAGAGAGGCAGCGGCCUCGGCCAGCCUCUCAGCCACUUACCCACAAUCCCCAGGGGGCCUAUCUAGCAGGCGGUAAUUACGGUGCUGCCGUCUGCACAGAAUUUGUGGUUCUUAAUUUCACCGCAGAUGUAGAGGCACGAAGAGCGGGCACCUGGCUCGCGUUUUUAUUUUUUAUUUUUAAAAAAGACACAUUUUUAAACGAUAUCACGCUGCCCGCGACGUCGCGCCAUGGAACUUGAUAAGUGUGAUUACGCUGACGGCGACGGUGCUGAAUACAACCCUUUUCCCCGGCAUCCUGUCGUGAUGGCGACGCAGACGUAUGUGACCGAGCUGACGGUGUCGCAGCCGGCGCAGCAGCAGCAGCCCCAGCAGCAGUACGUCCAUGUCAUCGUGUCCGAGAGCGGCAUGCAGGCGACUGCCUCCACCUCGGACUCGGCACGCUCUGUGCCGCUGCAGGUGUCCUCAGCUGGGCAGCCCCCAGGGGCUGCACAGGGAGUCCAGCAGGGGCAGCAGCAGCAGCAGCAACAGCAGAGGCUGGUGGUGCAGACGUCCACACCUCCCCAGAAGUCUACGCAGCCCCAGAGGGUGCAGGUCCCGCAGCAGGUGCAGGUGCAGCAUGUGUACCCCAGCCAUGUGCAGUACGUGGACGGCAGUGACCCGGUGUACACCAAUGGAGCCGUGGACAGUAAAGGCGAUUUGCUUUGCUUGUGGGCGAGCAGGCGAGCAGCAUCCUACCCUUACAGUGAGGCCCAGCUCUACGGCCAGGGAGAAGGCCCUGUCUACUACGACUCACAGGGCCGUGUCACGACGCAGCUGGGUACCGUGGUCUCGUCGCAUGGCCUCAUGAGCACAGGCGGCAGUGGCGGCGGCAGUGAGAUGGGAGCAAUGGGGGUCGGCGGUGGGCAGGUGCUCACCGAGGCCGGGGGUGCGUACCUCAUCCAGACGAUGGACGGCUCGGGGCAGUCGCUGAGCCAGGCCACACGCGCCUCGCCUGCCACGAUUGAGUUGACGUUUGAGACCCUGCAAAGCUCUGAGGGUUUCCCGAAUCAGCAAAGUUCUCUGCUAAACCACCAUGUGCAGUGGCUGAUCGACAACUACGAGACGGCAGAGGGGGUGAGCCUUCCGCGCUGCACCCUCUACAACCACUACCUGCGUCACUGCCAGGAACAGAAGCUGGACCCCGUCAACGCAGCGUCCUUUGGCAAGCUCAUCCGCUCCGUGUUCCUCGGCCUCCGCACGCGGCGCCUCGGCACCAGAGGCAACUCGAAGUACCACUACUAUGGCAUCCGCAUCAAGGCAUCAUCCCCGCUCAACCGCAUGCAAGAUGACCACCAGCACGCGGCCCUGAGGCAGCAGCCGCUCAUCCAGAAGCAGCGUUUCAAGCCAACAGCAAAGGCGGACGGAGUGGGCGAGGCGCAGGGCGUGGGGCCGCAUGGUUCGGCUGAGCAAGCUCUCGUCGCUCAAACCCAGCAGCACCAGCAGUUCCUAGAUGCGUCACGGGCACUGCCAGCGUUUGCAGAGGUGGAGUGGGGGGAAAUCACCUUCCCGCCGGGUGUUUCCAUUGAGCACGUGCGCACGCUGCAGACGCUCUACCGCGAGCAUUGCGAGGCCAUCUUGGACAUCGUGGUGAACCUGCAGUUUGGGUUGAUUGAGACCAUAUGGCAGACUUUCUGGAGGUACAGCCCUCCGGAUGAUGAUGAUACUAGCAUGGACGUACAGCACAGGCAAAAUGGCUACGAGAAGCGGCUCCCAAAGGGGGCGCUGGCGACACUGUGCCGGUGGGAGCCGGUCAUGAAGUGGAUGCGGAGCUGUGACUACCUGCUGUACCAGGCACUGGUGGAGGUGCUCAUCCCAGACGUGCUACGGCCCAUCCCCAGUGCCUUGACACAAGCAAUCCGGAAUUUUGCCAAGAGCCUGGAGGGCUGGCUGGCCACGGCCCUGAGUGGGCUACCCCAAGAAGUCAUACACGCCAAGGUGGCGGCGGUGAGUGCCUUCGCUCAGACACUGCGGCGCUACACGUCGCUUAACCACCUGGCGCAAGCGGCACGGGCUGUUCUUCAGAACACUUCGCAGAUCAACCAGAUGCUCAACGACCUCAAUCGUGUCGACUUUGCCAACGUGCAGGAGCAAGCGUCGUGGGUGUGCCAGUGCGAGGAGGGCGUGGUAACGCGACUGGAGCAGGACUUCAAGGUGACACUGCAGCAGCAAAACUCACUGGAGCAGUGGGCUGUGUGGCUGGACGAGGUGGUCACCACCGUGCUCAAACCACACGAGGGCAGCGCCAGCUACGCCAAGGCCGCGCGCCAGUUCCUGCUGAAGUGGUCCUUCUACAGUUCGAUGGUGAUCCGAGACUUGACCCUACGCAGCGCGGCCAGCUUUGGCUCCUUCCACCUCAUCCGCCUGCUCUACGACGAGUACAUGUUCUACUUGGUGGAGCAGCGGGUGGCACGGGCGCGCGGGGAGACGCCCAUCGCCGUCAUGGGCGAGUUUGCUGACCUGGGAUCAGGAUUCUUGUCCUUGAAUGGGAUAAAAGACCGAGAGGCCAGCCAGAGGGACUCAUGGGACGAGGUGUCGGUGGAGUCGGGUGAACCGGCACCCAAACUGACUCGCACGGAGCUUAAGUAGGAGAUGGAAAAAACGAGCGAGAGAAAGAGGCAGGGGAAAGGUGCGGACAAAGACGGCGGCUCGGAGGACGAGAGUUUAUCCAGCGUGGCUGCGACCCAACGCUACGUGUUGUGUGUCUGUGGAAAGGGCAGUGGGUUGAAGUUGCCCGCUGCAGCUGCUGUUGGUGGUGGUGGUGUACAAAACCUAGACCGCGGCGAAAUUCUUUGUGGCAUAAGUAGCGUGGGCUGAUGACUGCUGAACGUGUACAGUGCUGAAUAUUGCAGAUGUUUAUUUCGCUUGCUCUAUUCAUUUUUUAUUCAUGUAUUUUUUAACACAGCCUCUUGUUAUCAACAUAUUUUUUAAAAGAUAUUUAAUUCUAUUGAAGGCUGGCGUCCUUGUAACUCAAAUGUUAGAGAUCAAUGUAAAUGUUUGAAGUGUGAGUUUGUGCAGAGUGAGCGAUCGGGAGCCGAGGGUGGUGGUAAAUGUUGUGGAUUAUGUAGACAGCAGAAUGUCUACAGAAAUGGCAAGUGCAUGAACACACGCACCAUUCGCCACUUCAUCCCUGAUUAAGUUGGUUUGUAAAACUUACGAAUGGUGACAGUCACUGUGUUUCCCCUUACAAUAUUACAAAAACAUGGUAAUUUUGUACAGAUUUAACUGUGGAUGAAUCGCAGGUGUUUCUCCUGCCAGUUUUGAGUCAAUUAUAUUUUGAUGUGGCGUUGUCAAUUCAAUUAACCGUGUAAAUGCGAACGUGUCCUUUGUCUCAUUAUUCUUUUGACUGGUGCCUGUAAAGCAGCAUCGGCCGCCCCGGUGAAUGCUCGCUACAUUUGCUUAUGCAACACUUGUGUGCCAACGUGGACAGCUCGUAUAAACCCUCGUUUCCUUUUCACAAAGACGCGAUGGGCACAUUUGCCGUCUCCGAGCGACCGACGUAUCGACAAGAUUCUUGGGACGCUCUAUCGCAUCGAACACGCUCCGAUCGGCAGCACAAAAUGGACACAGUUGUAAGAGCCGAUCGAUCGCCACACGACACAUUGGGCCUUUUAUGUUGCAUUUGGGACGUCCUUCAUCCUUCACAGCCGGCCCCAUUAGGCAGCUUGCUGGAGAGUGUACUGACUAAGUCGGUGCUGGUCUCUCGUAAAUUACCAACCGAAGGGUUUCAUUGUGGUAGCAGUGUGAGGAAUAGGUUGCGUGGCAUAUUCGGCCAUCCUGAGCAGGCUUCUGUCCAGGUGUGGGACUAAGAGGAUAGAAAGUACAUGCCUGGAUUCUCAAGGCCACUAAUUAUACUUUAGCCACCAUGGUCUUAGCCUUGUUAAAGCUGUCAAUCUGACCACACAGCAGGGAGGUGUUGAUGCUGUCUGGUCAGUCUGGUGUUUGUAAGGGAAAGGUGGGUUUGGUGUACGUGUAAGUUCGUGCUCGGCGACACAUCACGUGCACAUUACAAUUUGACGUUUAGCUUGACAAAUUGUACCUUGCCCUGACACGCUAUAAAUAUCAGACUGGUUUGGCAUCUUUGCAAUUGAGCCACGUUGAAAGCUGCCACGGAAGUUAUUGAUCUUGGAGUGGAAAAUAAACGUGCAAAUGCUGCCUUUGUUUGAUGCAGUGGGGGGAGAAAUAAAAAAAAACAGCCAGAACUUG
Lethenteron reissneri (Far Eastern brook lamprey) is the source of this 5577-nucleotide messenger RNA. RefSeq names its product transcription factor RFX3-like. Gene Ontology annotation, cellular component: nucleus. Gene Ontology annotation, molecular function: RNA polymerase II cis-regulatory region sequence-specific DNA binding; DNA-binding transcription factor activity, RNA polymerase II-specific. Lineage: Eukaryota; Metazoa; Chordata; Hyperoartia; Petromyzontiformes; Petromyzontidae. The record is from RefSeq and is a predicted model, not a curated record. Gene Ontology annotation, biological process: regulation of transcription by RNA polymerase II.